GUCACGGCGCGCCGGCAACGGUCCAGCUGGGCAGCUCUGGGGGUCGCGGGAGCUGAGCGGCUGUGAGCGCGGGCGCCUCUCGGUGGGCGCCGCCGCUUCGUGAUUUACAGCCCUGGAGAAUCUUUCCUUGCUUUUUUCACCCCCUGCAGAGAUAAACUCCAUUGUGGAAACCUUAAAACUUUAUAAAGGGACGUGGUGUGAAUUCUAUGGAGUGUAAUUUUGUGUAUGAAUUAUAUUUGAAGUGUUUUGGAGCAUUUUCAGAAAGAAGGCUCCAUUCGAUAUAAUCAGUUCCUUUAAUAUUUUGUUAGGCAUUUACAAUAACAAAAGCUAACUCUCUAGAUAAAUUGAUUCAUCCUUAUACAUAACUCAUAACAGAAUGGCCCUUACAUGAAGAGCAGGUUAAUUUUUUUCAUGUAGUAUAAAGUGUAUGUUGUGAAAUUUUAUGGAUAACAAGUUUAUGGGGAAAAUGCUGUCCAUUGGCCAGGUAUAAUAAAGUGGUAGGGUUAGAAGUGAAGUAUACAAUAUUUAACUAAGAAGAGUAAGUUUGUGAGCUUUCAGCAAAAUUCAUUUGUCAUAUAUACUAUACCAGGCUUAGACUCAAUAAAGCUUCAGAUGCUGCCUUCUCCAAAAGUUGACUGGAACUAAUUUGACCCACUUUUAGUAUUGUAAUAGUUAACUAUAUGAAAUUUUAGGUAAUGUUAACUGUAGGAGACUAAUUACUUGUGUUAGAAUAAAAUGAGGAUGUUUUGGAUGUCCUGCUAAAGUGCUUAUCAGGGUCAGAAGCCUGCAUGCUAACUUGUGGCAUGAUCAGUACUUGGCUCCAUACACAGGCUUCAUUGCUUGUCAUCAAAAGCAAAUUAAAGGCAUAUUGUAGAUGUUUAAUAGUUUCUUAAAAUUUUGAGAAUGUGAACCUUUUUGAAAGAAAUUUAAUGCUUUCAGAAAAUCAUAAACUUCGGUUCUUUAGGUGUAUUUGAUCAGCUUAUGAGUAAAAGACUUAAUAUAAUCCCAUAGAGUACUAACUAGUAUCUUGGUCACUUAAGAGAGAUUCAACUAAAUAGGAAUUAUAUAUAAAUAGGAGUUUAUCAUUCUUUUUAGUGAUUAGAAUCCACUUUAGUGGGAAGUGAUAAGAAACUGGACAUAUAAGUAUUUAGAUAUCUAAAAGUAUUGUUACCUAUUCAUGCACAAAACUACCUCCCAGAGUUGCUUAAUAUCAGCUAGGUGUAUAAUGGAAGAUAGAACCUUCUUGUCAAAUUGGACAGAAGACAAACAGAAAAUGAAGUAUGACUUUUCCUGUGAACUGUACCGCAUGUCCACAUACUCGACUUUCCCCACCGGGGUUCCUGUCUCAGAAAGGAGUCUUGCCCGGGCUGGCUUCUAUUACACUGGGGUGAAGGACAAGGUCAAGUGCUUCUGCUGUGGCCUGAUGCUGGACAACUGGAAGCGAGGCGACAGCCCUGCGGGAAAGCACAAACAGCUGUACCCCAGCUGCAGCUUUGCUCAGAGCCUAACUUCAGCUACUCUGCAGUCCACCUCUAAGAACACCUCUCCAGUGAGAAGUGCCUCUGCACAUUCCUUGUCCCCUCCUCUGGAACACAGCAGCUUAUUCAGUGGUUCUUACUCUAGCCUUCCGCCAAACCCUCUUCACUCUAGAGCAGUGGAAGACCUCUCUCCACUGAGGACAAACUUCUACAGUUAUGCAAUGAGCACUGAAGAAGCCAGAGUUCUUACUUACAAUGGGUGGCCCUUGAGCUUUUUGUCACCAUUAGAAUUGGCAAGAGCUGGCUUCUACUAUAUAGGACCUGGAGACAGGGUAGCCUGUUUUGCCUGUGGUGGAAAGCUGAGUAACUGGGAACCAAAGGAUGAUGCUAUGUCAGAACAUCGGAGACAUUUUCCCCACUGUCCAUUUUUGGAAAAUUCUCUAGAAACACUGAGAUUUAGUAUUUCAAAUCUGAGCAUGCAGACACAUGCAGCUCGAAUGCGAACAUUUAUGUACUGGCCACCUACUGUUGCAGUUCAGCCUGAGCGGCUUGCAAGUGCUGGCUUCUACUACGUGGAUCGCAAUGACGAUGUCAAAUGCUUUUGUUGUGAUGGUGGCUUGAGGUGUUGGGAAUCUGGAGAUGAUCCAUGGGUAGAACAUGCCAAAUGGUUUCCAAGGUGUGAAUUCUUGAUAUGCAUGAAAGGUCAGGAGUUUGUUGAUGAGAUUCAAGCUAGAUAUCCUCAUCUUCUUGAACAGUUGUUGUCAACUUCAGACACUGCUGGAGAAGAAAAUGCUGAUACACCAAUUGUUCGUUUUGGACAUGGAGAAAGUUCUUCAGAAGAUGCAGUCAUGAUGAACACGCCGGUGGUUAAAGCUGCACUAGAGAUGGGCUUUAGUCGAAGCCUGGUGAGACAGACGGUUCAGAGUAGAAUCCUCACCACAGGGGAGAACUACAAAACAGUUAAUGAUAUUGUUUCAGCACUUCUUAAUGCAGAAGAUGAAAGAAGAGAAGAAGAGAAAGAAAGACAAGCAGAAGAGAUGGCAUCAGAUGACUUGUCAUUGAUUCGGAAGAAUAGAAUGGCUCUGUUUCAACAAUUGACGUGUGUCCUUCCUAUCCUGGAUAAUCUUUUAAAGGCUAAAGUAAUUAAUAAACAGGAACAUGAUAUUAUUAAACAAAAAACACAGAUACCUUUACAAGCAAGAGAACUGAUCGAUACCAUUUUAGUUAAAGGAAAUGCUGCAGCCAACAUCUUCAAAAACUGUCUACAAGAAAUUGACUCUGCAUUAUAUGAGAACUUAUUUGUGGAAAAGAAUAUGAAGUACAUUCCCACAGAAGAUGUUUCAGGUCUGUCACUGGAAGAGCAACUGAGGAGACUGCAAGAAGAACGAACUUGUAAAGUGUGUAUGGACAGAGAAGUCUCUGUUGUAUUCAUCCCUUGUGGCCAUCUGGUGGUAUGCCAGGAGUGUGCUCCUUCUUUAAGAAAAUGCCCUAUCUGCAGGGGUAUAAUCAAGGGCACUGUUCGGACAUUUCUCUCGUAAAGAAAAGUAGCCUUCAUAUAGUGUUGACUUUGGAAGCCAUCUGAAACAACGAAUUACUGAUUCUUCAAAUUAGCCAUUUUGCCCUACUGCUUUCAUAGUCUUGUUUGAUAAAGUCAGUAUUGCGUACUGCAUCUGUUUGUGUAGUUGCAAGGGACAAUUGAGACUUGAUGCGCCAAGUUUGUAAUGUGUGUGAGCGUAGGAAGUAUUGAUGGAGUAGCAGUGACUAGUAGGUGCCUGGACCGCCUGGACUGGAUGUUCUCCAUGAGCUCUGAUAACGGGCGGCCAUGCAUUAUACCAAAUUCUCCUUGGUGUUUAUUAUGGAAAAUAGGAUUUUUCUGUUACUGGUAAAUAAGGUCUCUCAUAGUUUGUGAGAAACAUUUUAAUAAAAUGCUUAAAACAGUUUACAUCA
This is a messenger RNA of Dipodomys spectabilis (banner-tailed kangaroo rat), 3425 nucleotides long. RefSeq names its product baculoviral IAP repeat containing 2 (gene Birc2). Gene Ontology annotation, cellular component: cytoplasm; spindle microtubule; nucleus. The record is from RefSeq and is a predicted model, not a curated record. The coding region runs from base 1178 to 3016 and encodes 612 amino acids. NCBI's taxonomy places the organism in Eukaryota, Metazoa, Chordata, Mammalia, Rodentia, Heteromyidae. The transcript is spliced from 9 exons. Gene Ontology annotation, biological process: regulation of apoptotic process; regulation of cell cycle.